CCAACCAUUAGGAUAUGUACGUGAAAACGAGUUGUCGUUUGUCUUGUCAAAUGACAUGUCUCGUUUAUGAAAAUGUUUUCUCGUGUUGUCGUCGCAUAAAUGUAUUUUAUACGACAAUUUGGGUCCUACCGUAAAUCCGCACGCACCAAAGGACCAACGCGAAAAUGGCCGACGUUCGAUUACUUAUACAAGAAGAGGGUCGAACAGCUCGUAAUUUAAUAGCAUUCAAUGUACCAGUCAGCACAAGUAAUACAGAAAAGGUCACACGAAAACCACCGAGUGUGCCAAGGGUCGUUCAGUCGGCAACCAUGAAAAGAUCCCUAAAAUCAACAGCAAGAGUUCGAUCAGCAUCAACAGGUCGCGAUAAGAAAUCUGAAUUGCAAGCGAGAUACUGGGCUUUCCUGUUUGGCAAUUUACAAAGGGCUGUGGAUGGUAUUUAUCAAACAUGUGAAGAGGAUGAGAGCAUUUCAGAAUGCAAGGAAGUAAUCUUGGUCUUGGAGAACUACACACGAGAUUUUCACAAUCUUAUAGAUUGGUUUAAAGUGAAAUGGGCUUACGAAAGUUCACCACCUCCACUGCGUAGAACACCCUUGGCAUGGGAGGUCAGGAAGACAUCACCGUGUAGAACAUGGAGUUCAUCAGUUGUACCAAGAUCCUCAUCGAGUCCUACAGGAUCCUCUUGUAGAAGUCCUGUGGACCAGACAAUUGUGGAAAAUAGGACUAUGAUGGAUGAAUCGGGUCAUAAGACUAUUAAAGAUAAUAAGAAUAAUGUAUCCAGAAAUGAUUCACAGAAUCUUAAAGACAAGUGUCGUACUCUUAUUGAACGUAGUGGUAUCAAUAAAACUAAUAAAGGUAAAUCAGUAUCAACAAAACUCGUGGCAAAAGCUAUAUCAAAGAAAACUGUUGGUACUGUUACCGAAGUUUGUGGGAAGUCCAACAGAUCUAGAAGUACUAAUGGUGAGGAUAACCGGGAACUCUCAAUUUUUGUGCAAUCCGUCCAGAAUUGUGAACAUAAAGCUCACUUGGAAGAGGAGUCUGUAAUUAACGAGGAAAGAAAGAAGAAUGACGAUGAAUGUAGAAAGAACAAGGAGUUCGAAGCAAAGAAAAAUGCAAUUAAUUCUAAUGUUAAUAGUGUCAUAAAACCUUUGCCUUUAAAUAUGUCAGUUAAUGAAGACAGUAACUCGGAUACAGAAAAUUCUCCAAAGCUUAAAGAGAUCCCAAGAGCCUGUAGAAAUAAUGAGAAAAUUUUGGGAUCAAACGGUGGAAUAAUUGGAAGUAAAGAGAAGAAAGUCAUUCCAGAAAAUAGAGCUGAAAACAAGCCUUCUCCUUGUACAACUACGUGUAACAAUAAGUCUCAGCCAAAACCAACUCCUGCAAGACCAGCCUAUGCAACAGUUUCACGUAUGAGGCCAUCGACAACUCAAACAAGUCAGAACUCUAGUUUACAGGUCCCUAAAAUGAUUCGCAGUAAAACCACUCUGGGUGUGAAGUCCAGUACUCACAGUAGUAAAGUGCGUCCAGGAACUUCAGUGAUAGUACGUAGAAAAAUACAAUCAUUACCAGCAAGUGAAAGGAUUACGAACUCUGCAAAGUGUAAUCAGAACAAGGAUCUCAGUGGUUCGGUAGAAGUUCUUACAAAACAAAAUAGCAAGCCUAAGUUAAAGGAUGAUGGGGAGGAGGGUUGGCAAACUGUAAGGAGUCGGUAUCGGCGUGGCAGUACUCAUAAUUUAAAUAUGGCUACUCGAUUUCACAAACCAAGUACAGCGACCUCAUUACCAGCCCUGUGCUUGGAUGGCUCCUCCGAUAAAUGCAAAAGAAGUUCCUGUACAACAGAAGAUAGAAGACAGAAGAGGAAGUGUCUAACCGGGAAAGCUGGAAAGAACAUGAACAACGAAGUCGAGAAAGUGAAAGAUUCGAAAAGUAAGGAUGCUCUGAAGACACUAAAGAGUGAUGAGAAAUCAAUCACUGUGAACGAUACCAAUUCUACAUCCAUGAUAGCAGCUGUGUUCAAGAGCGAGGCUGAACUCUUGGAGAAGAGAAUUCAGUUGUUCAUCGCUGCUCAGGCUGAAAGAGAACGGAUUAUCCUUGAAGAAGAACAAAAGAGAGAAGAGGCUGAUUCACAGAGGUCUCAACAAUUAUCUGAAGAAGAGGCUUCGUUGCAGAGACAAAUUUUGGAGCUAGAGUCGACGGAAAUAGACAUUGACACAGAAACUGAUGAGACCGACGGAGAGAUGGUCCUGGAAAUUGAAGGAGACGAACCAGAAGUGUCACUUGACGAUAGCACAGACGACAUUAGUUUAGAGGAUAGGUAUGAAAAUAUGCUUGAAGGUAUGUCUUGGGCUGAACGCGUGGAUACCCUUGCUCAGUUACAAGCAUUAGUAGCUCGACAUCCAGGAAGAGCUCUAGAGCUUCAUCAAAAGCUUUCAUCACCAUCCCGAAAAAGAUCGUUGCCGGAAACAUUGCGUCGUUAUCAAACAAAGCAAGCCUGUGCCCAGCACAAGCGUCAGAAGCUCCUUAUGGAAAAAUCUCAACGUUUGCGAGAACUUCUCAAUAAGGUAGAGGACGUAAAAAGCGCCAAGAAUCAAUUGAUAGAGGACAAGAGACUGAGAAUGGAGAUGAAGCUAAAGAGAGCAGAGGAGAACAGGACGCAGCAUCUACUGGAAAUUGUGAGAAAAGCUCAUGAUGAGGAUUCCAAACUUAAAGAGAUAGCUUUCAUAAACGAACUGGAAGCACAAAACAAACGUCAUGACUUCAUAGCACUUUGUCAAGAACAAGAGGAGCGUCUUCAAGGUAUCCAGGAAGAGCGACAACGUCGCCAGGAAGAAAAAGCUGCAAAGGAAGCCGCUGCCGAGGAACGCAGAAGGGCUUUGGAAGUUGAACGACAAUUGAGAAUUCAAAAAAUGCGCGAAGUCCGACGUGAAAGAGAAGAACGUGUCGGCAAGAUGCAAUUGGAGCGUGAAAAGGAACGUCAAGAAUUGGCCAGAGAGAAAGCUCGGGAUCGCGAAGAACGCCUCUCGGCGUUACAUGCUGCUCAGCUAGCCAAUCAGGAAGAGCUCCAGAAAAAGAUCGCACAGAAGCAACAGGAAUCUGCCAGAAGACAUGGUGAAAAUAUUGAGCAUAUUCGACAGCGGGCUGUAGAGUCGUCCAUUUUGCGUUCAGAAGAAGUACCACCUACAUUAAGAUCUUAUCCAGUGCAGAAACAAUGCUCCCUGUGUGGUACACUGAUUCCAAAUGAGGUCUACCUACUCAGUCAUUUAAAGAGCAAAUUGCACGCGGAUGCUGUGCGAAAGAUGCAUGACGGCCGUGAACCGCCACGAGAUGAAUUACAGAGAUUUAAUAUUGCACAGAUAAGAGAUAUGCCUGUAUCGUUAUCGAGUAACGAUGAGAAUAAGGCUGCCAAAGAAAAACAGAAAGCUUCAAAGAGAAGGAGUAGGAAAAUGAAGCAAAGGAUGACUUUACGUGGACAGGAGUGGAUGGACUCGCAAAAGAUCGUGAGUUCACAGUCGCAAGUGGAAUCUGCUAAUAAGGCAAAAUUUCGGCAAAAUCUUAAAGAGUUGUCGCGACUUUGCAAUAACCACGGGAAAGGCAAUUGGUCCGUUGUUGCGUUGUCACGUCUCGAGCGCUGUCUGGGAGAAAUUGAUAGAGCCUUUUCCAAAUCCUGUGCGUCUGAUCAAGAAGCCUUCAAUUCGUUAAACGGCUUUGAGACUUUGUCAAAUCUACUGAACCUGGGUUUGAAUUUGCAGAACAACUCACACAGCCUACCGGAUAAAAAUAUCGUUUCGAUAUGCCGUGCAUAUCGAUCAGCGAUUAAUGGCAACAUGAACAGCAUCAAGAUGGUUCUCCUCAGCAAUAAAAUUUUGGUGAUCAUGGAUUUGCUCCUGCAACGGUUAGAGAUAUUCACCAGUCAGGACGAUCAGAGUCAGAUGCAAGAAGUUACCGGAAAUGCAAUUGGCAGUGCAUCCGUAGUGACAGCCGCUAUGCAACUGUUGUGCAGUUUGGUUCCGGCAAAGCCCAUUGAGAAUGCAGCAGUGCAAGCGCGUCUUCAGGACGUCGUUGGGUACCUCGUUUCCGGCGGUAUGGUCGAACGCGUACACGGGCACAGCCGUGCGGCCGUGGAGACCGAUUAUCUGCUAGAUCAGGAUCACGAGUCGUCGUUGCUGAACUCGUCCUACGAAUUGCUAUCGCGAUUCUGCAUUCAACUCAAGGCUGAUAAUUUACAUGCGGAGGCUGGUGCAUCGGAACAGACCUCGUCGAGGGUGCAUCUGCUUGGGAGCCUAUCGUCCACCGAGGCCGCCGGCGCAGUGGGCGCGCUUUAUGCAGUUUUGGCGCUGACCGGUCAAAAUCAAAAGGGCGUGUCUCCGAUACCGAGCCAGACGGGACCUGGGUCACCCGCCAGGAUCUUGGCUAGCAGAGGACUCACUCUUCUCAGGACAAUGGCUGAACUGGAUCUAGAUAAAGUUCAAGAUCUUUUGGGCGCCGAGGGUACCAGUCUGCAAUGGCGUCUUGUGGCGUCCCACACGAUCACACGUUUGUCACGUGAUCCGCUUUCCGAAAAGUUGGAAGCAGCUCAGGAUUACGUCGUCAGCGCUACCGGCAUCCUCCUGGAGCUCUUUACCGUUCUUGGAUAUUUUGCCGUUAAUAAUUCUGAAAAUCAGCUAAUUUUACAAUCGGCUGGCGCUGGACCCAGUGUACUUCAGCAGCUGUGCUCCCUGCCGUUCCCGUUCUACGGCGACCCGAGACUGGCGUCCAGGACUUUGCCCGCGCUGCUGGCUGCUACCCACAACAAUCCCGAUGCCAGGGCUGUGUUGUCCUGCGAAUUGUCUUAUCAGCUGCUGGAGGAGUACAGAUGCUCGGACGAUGGUAAACUCAAUCCAUUGGUGCGGCUUCUCAAGGAUCCACCCAGUGCUGAAUAAUGGUUAUGACUUCGAGUGAUAAUACGUAUGGAUAAGAGUAACUUUGGCAGCUAUGCUUUCGAAUAGUCGAAUAUUCGACGCGGCAAGGAGGAAAGGUCAGGACCUUUUCAUUCGUGUAACCUCGGUAGCUCGAGGGUCUCGUAUGCCGAUGAGUUUUUAGCUGCGCGAUUUCUUCUCCGGACCUGCGUGCGAGCGAGGAAGGAGAGAGGGAAGGAAAAAAAAAUGUGCAUACCUGCCUGCAUUCCAGUGCAUCUCACGUGCUCGUUUUAUCGGUGGGAAUGGGCCUGAUGAGGGGGGCCCAUCGGGUGCAUCUUCUCAUUUCGAAGGCUGGCACUUUGAAGUAUACGAUGCAUCCGAAAAUCAACUACGAUUCACUCCAGUGACGUCAUUGUGAUCUGUCAUUGAAUUCUUUUUUUUUUUACCUUUUUAUUAUUAUUAUUUUUUUUUGCCUUUUUUUUUAAACACUUCAAACUCGUUGCCGUUGGAAUAGGUCUUUAUUUUGUUUUGCUACUCUUUCGGCCGAAUUUGCACCUGUUCGGUGGCGGGGCCCUUCCCCAUUUAUAUUGGGUCUCACUGCCAUCGUGCACCCUUUAGUGUCGAUUGCCAAUAGGAUGAAGUUGAAAAAUUUUAAAAUUGUAAUGUGAAAGCGAGAGUUAUAGGAAUCUCGUAAACAGCGGUGCAAUGUGCAGCCAAUGCAAUCGACGUGCAAAAGAAUUAUUAUAUCGAUCAUUAAUCGUAUUACACGAAUAGAAAAAUCAUUCGAUCGAUCGAUUAAUUCGAGGGAAAUCCUCACGCACUAGCAAGGUAUAGCCUCGUUAGACGAAAUUUUCCGGAGUUUUAGGAUAUUUUUCUAUGAUAGACUUUAACAGUAAUUAUGGCUUGAACUUAGCUGUACAGAUCCAAUGAUUAAUAUAUGCUCUAUUAUAGAUAUAUAUAUAUAUAUACACUCAUAUAUUAUUAAUAUAAUUAUACAUGCAUCUAUGUAAACAAUUCUCGUGAUCCACGUAGAAGUGAAUUUUUGUUAUUCAGUCAAAAUUAUUUUUUUGCUAUUAUUAUUUAAAGAAUUUUCUAUUAAUUACAAUACUCUGGGUAUGGCCAUUUUCAUUGUCAUACCGGGCACGUCGGUGUUAAUUAUUUAUUUCAAUUGAGCUGAUUGAGCUAUUUGAUUUUUUUCGUUUACUUCAUUGUCCGUAUCUCCCUGUCGUUACAGCGAUAUGCUUAUACGUAUAUUGUACUCGCGAUUUGAUUUUUUUUUGCAAAAUUGCAUUGUAUCCCUUCGUCCGAGAUAAACUAGUCAAUGAAGGUAUAAGAAUUUGUAUGAUCGUUAGUGCGACGCAGUAAAGAGAGAGAAACCGUCGAGUAUAUGAAAUUAUAAAUAUUCAUCAAGUGCGAUUGGAAUUCCACGAGUAAGAUGGAAGAGACUCACGCAGCGCCAUUUAUAUUUAUACUCAUACGUAAUUAAAAGAAAAAAAAAAAUUGUUCAACAAAUAAAUAAUAACGUAGUCACGUUCUGCCGACGGGACGUCGAAAUAAAGGAAGUAGAAACAAAA
Cephus cinctus (wheat stem sawfly) is the source of this 6463-nucleotide messenger RNA. RefSeq names its product S phase cyclin A-associated protein in the endoplasmic reticulum (gene ssp3). The transcript is spliced from 13 exons. The record is from RefSeq and is a predicted model, not a curated record. The coding region runs from base 165 to 4913 and encodes 1582 amino acids. NCBI's taxonomy places the organism in Eukaryota, Metazoa, Arthropoda, Insecta, Hymenoptera, Cephidae.